AUACUUCCCUGUGCUGCUGCAUAUCACCAUGGAAGGCUCAAGAUGGAGGGAAUAGGGCCUUGGUGGCUUGUGCCUUCCUCCCCCAAACAUCACCAAAUGCUCCCGGCGCUUACUUCCAAUACAUCCAUGGAGUUCUGCAACAACAGAAGGGAAAACAAGGCUUCACAGUCCUCAUCCUUUACUGAGAGGAAUAACAGCACAUCUACACAGUGGCGUUUACCUAUUCGCUCGCGCCGCGGCUGCCAUGCAACCUAUGUGGGCGCCCGGUUGGCACAGCCCACGUUCACCGGAGCGAUGCCGAAGAGGAAACCCCCGGUCCCUCUCCGGGCGAGGGGCGCGCUGCGGGCCGGCUCCGGGCGGGCAGCUCUCCCUCCUCGGCGGCGGCGGCGGCGGCGGGAAUGCUCCGCUCUGCGGCCAGCGGCGGGCAGCGUCCAUUGCAGCUCGGCGGGUCCGAGUCCGGAGUCCGAGGGCUCCGGCAGCCAGCAGGGGCACCCGGCCCCCACUCCCCUAAACACCGCUGGCCAGCUCUCCCCGAGGAGGAAGGAGCACGGCGGGGCCGCUCGUCCCGUAUUUCACCGCCCCGGAGACGCCGCCACCGGAGCGAUUAAAACAAAGCGGAGAACCGCCACUUUCCACACUCUUCGCGCACCGAGUAACGCGGCUGGCUACGGGAGCUCGCCUAGCAGGGACGAAAAACAAGGGGGGGGGGGUAAAGGAGGAGAGCCCACCCUCCACCCCAGCAGCCCCCCGGCUGAUGCCCGCGCCCGGCGCACCCCAGCGCUGCCCGGCGCACCUGACAGCCCGCCGCGCCGCGCUGUAUUUCCCUCCCUUAGCGACAGGGGAGGGGCGCGCCGGCCGCGGCGCCGCCAUUGGCGGAGGGGAGCGGCGCGGCGCCGCCAUUGGCUGCGGCGGCGGCCAAUGGUGCGCGCUGUAUCCGGGAAGCAGGAGGCUGCGGAGCUAUUUAAAUCCUGCCCGGUGAUGUCAGCGCGGGCUCGCGGGGGGGCUCGGGCGGCGGGGCGGGCGCGCCUGUCAGCCCGCGUUAGGCGCAGCGCGGGAGCGGGAGUGGCCCGGCACCUGCCUUACGGGACCCCGCAGCGCCCUCCUCCCCUUCCCCGCGAACUUGUCCCGGUGGCGGUCCUGGAAGGUGCGGGUUAA
This is a messenger RNA of Chiroxiphia lanceolata (lance-tailed manakin), 1155 nucleotides long. RefSeq names its product serine/arginine repetitive matrix protein 1-like. The record is from RefSeq and is a predicted model, not a curated record. The coding region runs from base 43 to 1155 and encodes 370 amino acids. NCBI's taxonomy places the organism in Eukaryota, Metazoa, Chordata, Aves, Passeriformes, Pipridae. The transcript is spliced from 3 exons.